AGGGAGGAGGAAGGAGGAAGGCGAGUUGUGGCUUUGCGGUGUGGUUUACGCCGAGAUCAGAGCUACGAGUGCCUGGGGGUGGGAGCAGAAGGAGAAAGGGCGUCUGAUGCCAGCUGCCAACAUGACAGAAACCCUGCAGCUCCCGGCGCUGCGGGUCCCCGAGCAGCAGGUGCUGGAGGGCGGCUGCGCCUGGUCCAGCUCGUCCACCCCGACCCUGCGCAGGAAGCGCUUCAAGAUGAGGCGGAUGAAGAACGUGCAGGAGCAGAGCCUGGAGGCUGGCAGGUACCAGGAGUCUCCUUCCUCCAGCAAGGAAUACCUGCAGCUCCCAUCCAUUGAGAUCACCCCCUCCAGUGACGAGGACACCCCCUGGUCCAACUGCUCCACUCCCAGUGCCUCCCCGCGCCGCAAGCGCUUCCUCCUUCGGAAGUGGCUGCGCGUCCGAGAGAAGAAGGAGUGCAGUGAGAGCAGCAGCCAGCAGAGCAGCCAGCAGAGCAGCCACAACGAUGACUCUGCCCGCUUCCUGAGCCCCUCCAUGCGCGAGGACAGUACCGCCAGUAACUCCAACCGCAGCACGCCCGCCUGCUCCCCGAUCCUGCGCAAACGCUCGCGCUCGCCCACGCCGCAGGACGCCCCGGGGGACGCCAUGGUGGAGAAGGGCUCCGACCACUCCUCGGACAAGUCCCCGUCCACGCCGGAGCAGGGUGUCCAGCGGAGCUGCUCCUCCCAGUCAGGCCGCAGCGGGGCCAAGAACUCCAAGAAAAGCCAGAGUUGGUAUAAUGUGUUGAGCCCCACGUACAAGCAGCGCAAUGAGGAUUUCAGGAAACUCUUCAAGCAGCUCCCGGACACCGAGCGCCUCAUCGUGGAUUACUCAUGUGCUCUCCAGAGGGACAUUCUCCUGCAGGGCCGCCUCUACCUCUCCGAGAACUGGAUCUGCUUCUACAGCAACAUCUUCCGCUGGGAGACCCUGCUGACAGUUCGCUUGAAGGACAUCUGCUCCAUGACCAAGGAGAAGACAGCACGGCUCAUUCCCAAUGCCAUCCAAGUUUGCACUGACACUGAAAAGCACUUUUUUACUUCCUUUGGGGCUCGGGACAGGACGUACAUGAUGAUGUUCAGACUCUGGCAGAAUGCUCUGCUUGACAAGCCCCUGUGCCCGAAGGAGCUCUGGCACUUUGUCCACCAGUGUUACGGCAACGAGCUGGGGCUGACCAGCGACGACGAAGACUACGUGCCUCCUGAUGAUGACUUCAACACCAUGGGCUACUGUGAAGAAAUCCCCGUGGAGGAGAAUGAAGUCAACGACAGCUCCUCCAAGAGCAGCAUGGAGGCCAAGCCAGAAGCCAGCCCUCAGCUGCCAAAGAAAUCUGUCACUGCCAGCACCCUGACCUCCACGGGCAGCAGUGAAGCCCCAGCCUCGUUCGAUGGAGUGCUCCCAGAAGAGGAGGAGGCAGUGGCAGAGAGUCCUGUGGAGAAGGACCUUGGCAUUGCCAACAUCAUGGGAGAGAAGAUCGACAUCAUUGGCCCUGUGAACUCCCCCUCCCUGGACUUCAAUGACAACGAGGACAUUCCCACAGAGCUCAGUGACUCCUCAGACACCCACGAUGAAGGGGAAGUCCAGGCCUUUUACGAGGACCUGAACGGGCGCCAGUACGUGAACGAGGUGUUCAACUUCAGCGUGGACAAGCUCUACGACCUGCUCUUCACUGACUCCCAGUUCCAGAGGGACUUCAUGGAGCAGCGCCGCUUCUCUGACAUUAUCUUUCACCCCUGGAAGAAGGAGGAAAAUGGCAAUCAGACCAGAGUGAUCCUGUACACCAUCACCCUCACCAACCCUCUGGCCCCCAAAACUGCCACAGUCACUGAGACUCAGACAAUGUACAAAGCCAGCCAGGAGAGCGAGUGCUAUGUCAUAGAUGCAGAGGUGCUAACUCACGACGUCCCCUACCACGAUUAUUUCUACACCAUUAACCGCUACACGUUGACUCGUGUUGCCAGAAACAAAAGCCGACUCAGGGUUUCCACAGAAUUACGCUACAGGAAACAGCCUUGGGGGCUGGUGAAAUCCUUCAUUGAGAAGAAUUUUUGGAGCGGCCUGGAAGAUUAUUUCCGUCACUUAGAGAGCGAGCUGACCAAAACAGAGAGCACGUACCUGGCUGAGGUGCACAGACAAUCCCCCAAAGAGAAGGUGAGCAAGCAAUCCACGGUGCGGCGGCGGAAACGCGCCCACGCCCACCUGAGGGUGCCACACCUGGAGGAGGUGCUCAGCCCCGUCACCACCCCCACGGAUGAGGAGGUUGCCCAUCGAAUCAAGCACGUGGCAGGUUCCACUCAGACACGGCACAUCCCUGAGGAGAGCCCCAGUGGCUUCCACCUGCAGAGUGUCUCCAAGCUGCUCCUUGUCAUCAGCUUUGUUCUGGUGCUGCUGGUCAUUCUCAACAUGAUGCUGUUCUACAAACUCUGGAUGUUGGAGUACACCACGCAGACGCUGACGGCGUGGCAGGGCCUGAGGCUGCAGGAGAGGUUACCCCAGUCUCAGUCAGAGUGGGCCCAGUUGCUGGAGUCCCAGCAGAAGUACCACGACUCAGAGCUGCAGAAAUGGCGCGAGAUCAUCAAAUCCUCCGUGAUGCUCCUGGACCAGAUGAAGGAUUCUCUAAUAAAUCUCCAGAAUGGCAUCGGGUCCAGGGACUUCGGGUCAGAUCCAGAGGAGAAAAGGAAACGUUUCCAUUAACAGGCAGGAAUGCAGGAGGCCAGAGGACGGUGUGCAAUAUGUGUAAAUAGGAUAUAUAAAUAUAUAUAUAAAUAUAUAUAUAUAUACAGAUAUAAA
This is a messenger RNA of Pyrgilauda ruficollis (rufous-necked snowfinch), 2824 nucleotides long. RefSeq names its product GRAM domain containing 1B (gene GRAMD1B). The record is from RefSeq and is a predicted model, not a curated record. Gene Ontology annotation, molecular function: sterol transfer activity; sterol binding. The coding region runs from base 107 to 2728 and encodes 873 amino acids. Gene Ontology annotation, cellular component: endoplasmic reticulum-plasma membrane contact site; plasma membrane; endoplasmic reticulum membrane. The transcript is spliced from 20 exons. NCBI's taxonomy places the organism in Eukaryota, Metazoa, Chordata, Aves, Passeriformes, Passeridae. Gene Ontology annotation, biological process: intracellular sterol transport.